Molecule: messenger RNA, 1572 nt
Organism: Aspergillus homomorphus CBS 101889
Lineage: Eukaryota; Fungi; Ascomycota; Eurotiomycetes; Eurotiales; Aspergillaceae
Exons: 6
Coding region: 1-1572 (523 amino acids)
Biological process (GO): regulation of DNA-templated transcription
Molecular function (GO): DNA-binding transcription factor activity, RNA polymerase II-specific; zinc ion binding
Source: RefSeq, a predicted model, not a curated record
AUGUACAAGCCCGCUUCUCCCAGGCCGAAAAGAAACGAAUAUUUUCCGCUCUGUGAUGAGGCAAAGCCCACCUGUGGGACAUGCGCUAGACUGGGGAGAUUCUGCGAAAGUGUCAAACUAGACUUCAAGUUCCGGGUGGUUACUCCCUCCGUGCCAGAGACAAAUAGAUCGCCGCCGCAGCACAGCCGUCAACGUCACCACCAAAGUGCCCUAAUCCCGAGCCUGAACCUGGACCUUAUCCACUCAUUGCAGCAUACUGAUCGGGAUAUUUUCUACUCGACUUACUGGGAAGACCAAUGUCUAUCAGCUUUACAUCCCAUAUCCCGUUCCAUUUUGCAGCAGCCUGAGCUUCCAGCGUUAAAGGAUGCUAUUCUCGCUCUAUCUUCGUGUAGUAUCAGUCGCCUUCAUGCUGAAAAGACAUCCCCGACACCUUUCUUGGCCAUGGGAGCAUUCAGUCCCAGCCUCACACAUCAGACCCGGAGUCAACUCUAUUACUCUUCUGCAAUGAGGAAAUUCAUCUCUCCCACUCCCAAAUGUUACGGAAGCAACAUUAAAGUAGCCCUGACAAUUUUAGUCCUUUUUGGCUAUAUCGAAGCCUCCAUUGGCAACUUUGUCACAGGAGAUCAUUUAUUCAGGGCUCUCCUCACUGUGUGGCUACAAUCACAAUUCUUAGUUUGGUGGGCUCGUGCAUACUUUAGCUCUCCCGAUAUCCAGUUGCACCUCCCGCCGAUUGCCUUGCCCAGAGCACAUGAAGAGAACCCUAGCUCUCUCCAUGAGCGGCGAGCCGUCACUCUUAGCAUAAUAUAUCAGAAUACAUCGGCAAGCUCAUCCAUGUUCUUCCAACCACACGAGGCGGCCCUCAGCUUUGCUUACCAUAUUGUCACCCGAAUCAUGCAAUGCACAACAUUCUUAAAUUAUCUUCCAUCCCGCGAUCCUCAAAAUAUAGGCAUCGAGUGCAUGGAAACGGAAUCAUGGAUCCGCCUGUUGCUGCGCAUCGUCCAGGGCAUCGACAUGAGAUCGUGCAUUCUCCGCAAUAGCUAUACCAUUGGAUUCUCAGGCCUGCUUCUCGCCGUCUCGCUCCGCUGCCAAGACCUAUCGCUUGGUGUUGUCCUUGCGAUCAACUGCCAACGGUCAUUGGAAUACGACGUUUUCGGGGUCUCGCAGCUCACGGAUGAUGGCGGCGGGGACCCGAAGUUCACAUGUUAUAACAGCCAGAGGAUCAGUGUCCUUCUGUUUCACGGGAAAUGCAAGGCCACAGGAGAGCUGUUUACAGAGUUUAUAGACUGGGAGAUACCGGAGUUUCACGUGCGAGAGGUGGCGCAACCUGGUAUGGGAUUUAUCCACUUGGCCGAGAACCAUGAGAUGCUUGUGAAUCAGCAGAAUACGGUUCUCUCUUUCCAGGCACACCCAGAAGUUCAGGCUGAGUUGGCUAAGAAGAUGUUGCUGGAUGAGGAUGAUGUUUAUAAUGGGGAUCUUUCGCAGCAGGAGCUGGGAGCUCAUCUGGCUAAGCUUGAUCGGCCGACUGAUGGCUUGAAGGUAUUGAAGCGGGUGGUUGAGUGGGCGAGGGAGUGA